Messenger RNA from Fusarium oxysporum Fo47, 1253 nucleotides. RefSeq names its product fatty acid hydroxylase superfamily protein. The transcript is spliced from 3 exons. The record is from RefSeq and is a predicted model, not a curated record. Gene Ontology annotation, molecular function: iron ion binding; oxidoreductase activity. The coding region runs from base 34 to 1014 and encodes 326 amino acids. Lineage: Eukaryota; Fungi; Ascomycota; Sordariomycetes; Hypocreales; Nectriaceae. Gene Ontology annotation, biological process: lipid biosynthetic process.
UCUCACUUUGAGUUAUCAAUUUUUUUUUGGGCCAUGGACGUUGUUCUUGAGCUUACGGAUACCUUUGUCGCAGACUACAUCUACGCAUGGCUUUUUCCGCAGGGUUCAAAUCAGACAAAUGAUGCUCCCUAUCCCUUAUCCUCUCACUCAGCUUUUGAUCGGAUUGAUUGGAAAUAUGAGCCAGCCUCAGCCCUCAUACACUUUGAACCGUCUCCCGCGGCAUAUAUGAGCACGUUUAAUAGGGAUAAUGCUUAUCGACAAUUUAUUACCCUUCUUAUGCUUACAUGGAUCUUCGGACUCAUUAACUACAUCCUGUUUGCAACAAUCUCAUUCUUCUUCAUAUUUGACAGAUCAACGCUAGCACAUCCAAAGGUCAUGAAGAACCAGGUAUGGCGAGAAAUUAAGCAUGCUACCGAAGCCAUGCCGUUAAUGGCUUUGUUGACGGCUUUCUUCUUCCUUCUCGAAGUCCGUGGCUACUGCAAAAUGUACGAAUCUACGGCCCAAGGUCCUGGGCUUUGGUAUGAUAUCCUUCAGAUACCCCUGUUUAUGCUGUUCACGGACUUUGGAAUCUAUUGGAUUCACCGAGGCUUGCAUCACCCACUUAUCUACAAAAGAUUUCAUAAGCCGCACCACAAAUGGAUUAUCCCAACCCCGUACGCCAGUUACGCCUUCCAUCCACUCGACGGAUUUUCUCAAUCGAUGCCCUACCAUAUAUAUCCACUGCUGUUCCCCUUAAAUAAGUUUAUCUUCUUAGGCAUGUUUAUUUCCGUCAACAUAUGGACUGUCUCCAUUCACGAUGGUAACUUCUUGGCCAAUAACCCGCUGGUCAAUGGCUCUGCUUGCCAUGCGGCGCAUCAUUUAUACUUUAAUUACAAUUAUGGACAGUUUCUGACAAUAUGGGACCGCAUUUGUGGAAGCUACCGACGACCAGAUGCUGAAUGGUUUGAUAAGCGGCAAGAACCCAAAGAGCGUGGAAUGCGAGCCGGGAAAGCCGAAGUUCCCAAGCUAGAUUAAACUAGCAAGUUUCGGUUGACUGGCAGUAAGGAAGAAGACUUCAAGAGCAAUCUCUUUGACUUCAUAACUCCGUCGCUUCAUCUGGAAGCAAGCCUUGACAGGAGCAUUGGUAGCGAAAAGAAAAUAGUCACUUGACGGAAUGCAUCUAGUAUUACCUCUGAUAAAGAGUAUAGUAUGGUUAAGGAAUAGGCUUUAGGGGGCCUAAUAUACGAUUUGCCAGAGGUAAAGUUACAUGUAUU